AUGGAUCUCUUUCUCUUUAGUGAGUACCAAGGGCUGGUGAAACACACGGGAGGCUGCCACUGCGGGGCUGUCCGGUUUGAAGUCUGGGCCUCCGAUAACCUCCAUGUCUUUGAUUGCAAUUGCAGCAUCUGCGUGAAGAAACAGAACAGGCAUUUCAUCGUCCCGGCUUCCCACUUUAAGCUCUUGAAGGGUGCUGACCAUCUCACCACGUACACCUUCAACACCCACUGCGCCCAGCACACCUUCUGCAAGACGUGCGGCGUCCAGAGCUUUUACACGCCCCGUUCCAACCCAGACGGCUACGGAAUCGCGCCCCACUGCCUGGAUGAGGGGACCAUCACCAAGAUCACCGUGGAGCCCAUUAACGGCAAGGAGUGGGAGAAAGCCGUGAAGGGCCACCCCACCAUCAGGAAUAUGUCAAAGCCGUGACCGUCCCGGUUCUGGAAACCACAACGGGCCCUCACGUCUCCCUUCUUCAACUCGGGUUUCAUUUAGGAAACCAAAGAGUGCCAUUUUUGGGGGUGAAAUAU
Messenger RNA from Protobothrops mucrosquamatus (brown spotted pit viper), 530 nucleotides. It is a transcript of the gene CENPV, whose product is annotated as centromere protein V. Gene Ontology annotation, molecular function: carbon-sulfur lyase activity. NCBI's taxonomy places the organism in Eukaryota, Metazoa, Chordata, Lepidosauria, Squamata, Viperidae. The record is from RefSeq and is a predicted model, not a curated record. The coding region runs from base 1 to 429 and encodes 142 amino acids. The transcript is spliced from 4 exons.